Molecule: messenger RNA, 513 nt
Organism: Cuscuta epithymum
Lineage: Eukaryota; Viridiplantae; Streptophyta; Magnoliopsida; Solanales; Convolvulaceae
Source: the annotation of a GenBank genome assembly
UUCUGACCGCACCUCCUGUGGUACGCCGUGUGCCGCAGCUUCACGCUGGAAUAGAAUUUUGAUUGCCGUCUUUCUGACUCACUGCUGAGCUAGGACAGGGUGGUUAUACACCAGUAGAAGAUGGUGGUUAGGCUGAGAUUGUCAAGGUUCGGGUGCAAGAACAAGCCCUUCUAUAGAGUGAUGGCUGCUGAUAGCAGAUCCCCCAGGGAUGGAAAACAUUUGGAAGUUCUUGGCUAUUACAACCCGUUGCCGGGGCAAGAUGGUGGGAAACGAAUGGGUCUUAAUUUUGAAAGGGUGAAAUAUUGGCUAUCAGUUGGUGCACAGCCAUCGGAUCCAGUUCAGCGUCUUCUUUUUAGAGCGGGCGUGUUGCCGCCUCCGCCAAUGAUGGCCAUGGGACGAAAAGGUGGUCCCCGAGACAACCGUGAGGUGGAUCCUAUGACAGGACGUGUGAAUACAUCUGAGACUUCUAAAAAACAUGAAGAAUCACCUGUCGGUUGAUAGGAGUAGAGAUCA